Chelmon rostratus (copperband butterflyfish) is the source of this 1657-nucleotide messenger RNA. It is a transcript of the gene snapc1b, whose product is annotated as small nuclear RNA activating complex, polypeptide 1b. The record is from RefSeq and is a predicted model, not a curated record. The transcript is spliced from 10 exons. Gene Ontology annotation, cellular component: snRNA-activating protein complex. Gene Ontology annotation, molecular function: sequence-specific DNA binding. Bases 137 to 1183 code for a protein of 348 amino acids. Gene Ontology annotation, biological process: snRNA transcription by RNA polymerase II; snRNA transcription by RNA polymerase III. NCBI's taxonomy places the organism in Eukaryota, Metazoa, Chordata, Actinopteri, Chaetodontiformes, Chaetodontidae.
UUGCGGAGUCGUGUGUUUACACUGUGGACCUGUCUCUUUGUAGCUCAUUUUCUGCUAGAAAAUGUCUUAAAUUGAACCACUGAUAGUCAGUUUUAAACGUGUUUUAACGCUCGGGUGUCUUGGAAGCGGCAGUAAGAUGGAUUCAUUUGUGAAACAGGUGAAAUCGGACUGUGAGGAGCUGCUGGACCGCUUCCAGCAAACAGACUCGGUCCGCUUCGAGGUUUUCUCCCAGAUAUGGAAGGAAAUGAAGUUCUCACAGAUUUUCUACGGCACCGUGAAGCGGGAGAAGCGAGCGUUCAGUCGUCUGAUCCUUGACACCACCUCCUGCUUCUUCCUGCCUCCGUUCAGCUUCCAGAUCAGGGUCGGAGGACUUUACCUGCUGUACAGCCUGUAUCAGUGUCAGACCGCGUUGCCCUCAGAGCAGAUCCGUCUGGCGCUGAAGGACUGGGAGGACGUGAAGAAGUUUGAGAGGGACGCCGUGGACGCUAAGCACCUCGAUGUCGUUUACAUCCUGCGGCAGCUGAUGUUCCACAAAGCUUUCCACUUCACCGCCAUGCCGACACCGCUCACCUACAAGAAGAAGAGGAAGGUGGAGAGGACGGUGCUGUGUGAGAAGUUCAUGGAGCGAGCGUCUCGUCCACAGGAGCUAAUCAGCGUGGAGCUGCUGGAGGAAUUGUCCAACAUCCAUGAGAUCUACGAGAAGCUGAAGACUUCUGUCCUGUCCACGACAGAAGAGGCGGCUUCGUCCACCAGCCUGAUCCGUAAAGACCUGGUCCCUCAGCUGCGCGGCACUGUGGUGGACUUCUACAAGUGGCAGCAGAGGAAGGAUGGGACUGAUGAGGGUGAGGACAGCGGUGAGGAAGCGUCGUCUCAGGUGGAGUGCUCCCAGAGGGCCGAGCGCCUCGCCUCCAUCAAAUCAAAAGCUUACGGACAGGCAGCGGAGGCCUCCAAGUCCCGGCGUCAUCGUCAGGUGGAGGUGGAUUCCACCGAGCCCGGACCCUCCCACUCGCCAGCUUACUCCAGAACAAAUAAACCAUCACUCAAAGCCAGAUCCAGCAAGAGUGUACAGAUCUCAGGUGACGCGUGGAAAGAAGCCGUGGCGACCACUCACAUCAAUCGUCUCACCUCGCUGGACUUCGUUCCUGAAGACAAACCAAGAAUAUACAGAAAAUCCAAGAGGUGAUGAAGACGGCGCAGGAGUCCACCUGCAUCCCGACCGGAGCUGCUGUUCAGCACAUUGAAUCUGUUUUAAAAUGUUCAUGUGGCUUUUAUGAUUGUCGGGAAUUUUCUGCGAUCCUGAAUGUUUCUGUUUCGGUUCUUUGUCGGAAAAAAUGUUUUUACAUGUGAAAAGGUUUUAUUUUUUAAUGAGUCUUAAACUGUUAAAGAAAAAAUAUUCUGCUUCUCCUCAAAGCUGCAGACACGAGCAGCUUUCUUUGUGCAGUUUUACAGCCUUCGCUUGUUGAAAAUGCGUCUGUGCCGGACUCUCGUGUCCUGUGCAGUGAAGGAAACAUCACUCGUGUCUGUUUAGCAGAGAAAAUGACUCCAAACGUGACAUGUUUCGCUCUGUGCACUGUCUUCUGUGUAAAAGUAGAAACUGGAUUUCUGUUCUUGUUUCACUGUUUAAAUCUUAAGUUUCACUGUUUUAUAUAAAACCUGG